UGCGCUUGCUUAGCCCCUGCUCGAAGGUUUUCGUUAGAUAGAAAUACUUUAUUGCGGGGCAAAAGACCCCUCCAAAAAGCAGUGUUGAACCCUCCUUCCCUCGACAACUCCCACAACUCCCUCACACAACACCCCCCACAACACAACACCACAAACCACCACUACUACAGCAGCCAUGGAUAUCGACGCCCCGAUCGCAUACACGCCGUACACGGCGACGGCGGCGGGUGCCGCCAACAUCCUGUGCGCGACAUGCGGAGCGCCGAUGAGCGGGACGACGGGCAUGGCGAUGUGCGAGUCGUGCAUCCGGCUGAACGUUGACAUAUCGGAGGGGAUUCAGCGGGAGGCGUCGGUACACUUCUGCAACGGGUGUGAGCGGUGGCUGCAGCCGCCGCAGCACUGGGUUGGCGCGCAGCUCGAGUCGAAGGAGUUGAUGGCGCUGUGUUUAAGACGCCUCAGGGGACUCGCAAAGGUCAGGCUGGUCGAUGCGAGCUUUAUCUGGACGGAGCCUCACAGUAAGAGGAUUAAAUUGAAGAUUAAGGUGCAGGAUGCGUAUCAAACUACUUUCUUGGUGCAGACGUUCGAGGUCGAGUUCGUGGUGGUCUACACUCAGUGUCCCGACUGCGCGAAAUCGUACACACCCAACACGUGGCGGGCGUGCGUGCAGGUGCGACAGAAGGUUUCGCACAAGCGGACGUUCUUGUACCUGGAGCAGCUGAUCCUCAAGCACAAUGCGCACAAGGACACGAUUUCGAUCCGGGAGACGAAGGACGGGCUGGACUUUUUCUACGCGCAGCGCAACCACGCCGUCAAGAUGGUGGACUUCCUGAGCGCCGUCACGCCCGUGCGCAGCCAAAAGUCGUCCGAGCUCAUCUCGCAGGAUAUCCACACCUCGACCAAGUCGUACAAGUUCACGUACUCGAUAGAGAUCGUGCCGGUGUGCAAGGACGACCUGGUGUGCCUUCCCUCGAAGCUGGCGAAGCAGCUCGGCAACAUCCCGCAGCUCCUGCUGUGCACGAAGAUCGGCAACUCGAUCCACCUGAUGGACCCGAAUACGCUGCAGGUGGCCGAGAUCUCGAACCAAGUGUACUGGCGGGACCCGUUCCCGUCGCUCGCGAACGUGACGGAGCUGACGGAGUACUUCAUCUUGAACGUGGAGCCGGUGGGCCCCACACGGGGGAAAUUCAUCCUGGCCGACGUCGAGGUGAUGCGCAGCUCCGACAACCACCAGUUCACGAUCCGCACGCACCUGGGCGGGAUACUGCACCCGGGCGACGACGCAAUGGGCUACCACCUCACCGGCAGCAACUUCAACAACUCGCACUUUGAGGGCAUCCCCGACUCCCACGUCCCGCCCGUCCUGCUCGUCAAGAAACACUACCCGCGCCGCCGCAAGAACAAGACCCGCGCGUGGAAGCUCCGCCACAUCUCCCGCGAGGAGAGCGAGAUGCUGCCCCGCAAACAGGAUCAGGACCGUGCUGAACGCGACUACGAGCUGUUUCUGCGCGAGAUCGAGGAGGAUACCGAGCUCAGACAGACCCUGCAGCUGUUCAAGAGCACCAGGAAGAACCCGCCCAAGACGCAGAAGAUGGAUGGCGUCGAGAUGGAGACGGACGAUGCCGCUGCCGCUGCGCCGGCGCACACGGACGAUGAGAUGGAUGGCGAUGAGGACGAGGACGAGGACGGUGGUCUGCCGGAGAUCGGCAUGGAUGAGCUGCUGGAUGAGUUCGAUGAGCUGAAUAUGAACGAUGAGUAGGGGCGGUGAAUGAAGAAAAGUUUUGUUAUGUUGUAAAGUUCUGGGUUCUGGUAUUGCUGGGGGUUCGGUGUACUAGGAUACUUUUUGCUUCUCCAUUUUUGCUUUUGCUUUUGCAUGUCUGGUAGGUAUCCGCUGGGUUUUUCUUAUGUAUCAGGAUUUUUUUUCUCGAGAGGGAGAUCAGAGGGAGAUAGAAAUACCGAGUUUCUUUCGGCUGAGUGACGUGA
Messenger RNA from Tricharina praecox, 1980 nucleotides. RefSeq names its product NMD3 family-domain-containing protein. The record is from RefSeq and is a predicted model, not a curated record. Gene Ontology annotation, molecular function: ribosomal large subunit binding. The transcript is spliced from 2 exons. Gene Ontology annotation, cellular component: cytoplasm; nucleus. Gene Ontology annotation, biological process: ribosomal large subunit export from nucleus. The coding region runs from base 176 to 1756 and encodes 526 amino acids. Lineage: Eukaryota; Fungi; Ascomycota; Pezizomycetes; Pezizales; Pyronemataceae.